Molecule: messenger RNA, 5368 nt
Organism: Nematostella vectensis (starlet sea anemone)
Lineage: Eukaryota; Metazoa; Cnidaria; Anthozoa; Actiniaria; Edwardsiidae
Product: adhesion G protein-coupled receptor L2
Exons: 30
Coding region: 411-3545 (1044 amino acids)
Biological process (GO): adenylate cyclase-activating G protein-coupled receptor signaling pathway; cell surface receptor signaling pathway
Cellular component (GO): membrane
Molecular function (GO): G protein-coupled receptor activity
Source: RefSeq, a predicted model, not a curated record
UUGGAACGAAAUUGCCCAACCCUUCAGAUAAUGUAUUACUGGAAGCACAAGUUAUUUAGUUGUUCAUUUUAUAGCACGUUUCGCGACAAGAGUUGUGCGUUUUCAUUUAUUAGUGUUGUUGAGAUGUCAUUUCUCCGUCGAGAGGCCGCUUUCAUUAAACGAACCCAAUUGUUUGAAAUGCGUCAAGUGCUUCCUCUCCGAGACGUAGUUAACGGUCGCCGUGGUAUUAACCAGUCUGAGUGAUAUACGAAAUGACCGAGAUCAGUCACGUGAUCACAGAGCUCCCAUCCCUAAGCCAAGCAGGUGUAUAAGAACUGUUCACACCGACAUAUCACCAGCAGAAAUCUGCGGCAAAACCAACGUGAAAUCAUCAACGAUGCAGGCAUAACAAGCCAGAAAAUUCCCUUACAAUGAAGCCAAGGUUGCUUGGGACGAUUUGGGUGAUAGUGUUGAUUGAGGGAAGUUUCCAAGUUGGAAAUGCUCAAGGUGCUGACUUUGUGCUAACUUCAUCAGAAACCUUGAUCAUCAAUACAACAACCCCUAAAAUGCAAAAGCAAGACCAGUCAGCUUCAUCAGAUAUUGUUGGAAAUACUAUGUCGAGGACAUUUAAAUCAAAAUCUGAAAGCUACGACUACAAAGUUGCUUAUUUUGAGUUCUCUGGCGAUGUAACUUUCGAGAGGGGCUCCACGGUGCGAAUCGUUGGAGAGAAUGCUCUCUCUAUUAAUACCACAAAUGGCAGUAUCACCGUAGAAACGGACAUCACAAUGACUUGUCAGGAAGGCAUGCCAAUUGGAACCGCGCGGUGUCUUGGCGGCUUUAUGGCCCGCAUGGUCUGUGGGGGGAAAGUCACUUGUCCAGGCACUGGUCCAGGCGGAGUAAAUAUUUGUCAAGAUUUAUUAAAUUCACAAGAUUGCGUUUAUGGUGCAAAUCACGCAGGAAACGGCGGGGGGAAGAAUGAAAUGGUGGAUAAGGGAGCGAACUAUAGCUGUGGCGAAGGAGAUCUUAUUGGCGGGAGCUCGGGAGUAUCGAAGUUUAAUGAAAGUCGAGUUCUAACCGUCGGGAUAGCUGGAGGUGGAGCGAUAGAACUUGUAGCAUUGAAAGGGUUGAUUAAAAUUGGUGGCACAAUCACCGCCAAUGCAGCACAAAAUUCCAGUUUAAACGGCACAGGCUUGGUCAGCGGACCAUCUGGGGGGACAAUACGACUCAAGGCUCAGAAGGUACUAAUGGAUCCGAAAGCUUCAUUGCAAGUUGACGGGGCAAGCGGCCAAGUUGGUCCUGUAUGGCAGUCCUCAGGGGGAGGAGGUGGGGGAGAGAUACAAAUACAGGCCGACGAAGGUCAAGUUUACGACUUGAGAUUCGCCCCAGGACAUUCCGUUUGUCGCAAAUUAGCAAAUGUUUUGGCGCAGCCCGGGACCGUCAUCAUUCGCAAUGCUCUAGGAGAAGUUUUUAGAAUUUCUCCAAGCGAUGGAAAAAGUCACGUGCACCACUUCGUGUGGCCUGCUGCAGAGGAACAAACAACAACAACAACAACAACAACAGCAACAGAACCAGCAAUAGCAGCCCCACUGCCACUGCUCAAUAGAACACAGCUGUUAUUGGAAUAUGCAAGGAGAUCGACAGGAACAGUGAACGUGAUCCAAAUUCGAGAUGUUCUUUCUGAGCUCCUUCUUCUCUCUCGGGGCUCAAUUAUGACAAGCGACCAGCUGACGGAAAUCAUAAACGUGCUUAUGACAAUGGAUAAAAUCCUCGCAAUCCUGGCGCAAAAACACCCUGAAGAUGCAAGGGUCAUGGUCCAGCUUGUGCUCGAUGUAGCGUCCUCCCUGACUAAAAGGGAAAAUAUGGAGAUCUGGCGGGAGACGAGCAAGUUGCCGUCCUUACUCUCUGUCGUUGAGUCAAUCACAGCUCACGCGACUGUCAACGCAACGUCAUUACACUACGCCACAGAUAACAUAGCAUUUCAGAUAAGAUCCUUUGCCGCCGGAAGUGACGUCACGGGUACGUUUCCCGAUUAUGGAUACUUCCCUGGAGGCUUUGUAACGGGAUUUAAUUACAUAGUCAUCCCAGAAGGAGCCCUCCCAAACGAUACAGCAUACAAGGUUAUCAUUUUAGUAUUCAAAUCGGUUCAAGAUGGCAUGUCAACGUAUCAUCAAGGGUACGUCAUUCGUACGGCGGUCCUGUCUUGUACUGUGCUCCUGGGUAACGGCUCUGCCUUCACAAGGCUUCAUAAGCCUGCGGAAGUACACUUCUCUAACCAGAAAAUCAAAGGAAAGACGUUAAACAGUACGAUCUGCUCGUAUUGGGACGAAAACCAAGGACGUUGGGAAAGCGAUGGAGUCGUCACCAACAGCAGUAGCGAUAAUCACGUGGAGUGCCUCACCCACCAUCUAACUAGCUUCGCGGUUCUCAUGCAACACACAGACAUACCUCUGACAGAACCAGAGAAGCUCUCACUACAGAUUAUCACGUACAUCGGCUGCGGUAUAUCAUCCGUGGCCUUGCUUAUCACACUCGUUAUCUUCCUCAGCAUCGAAUCCCUCUCGACCGAGCGUCAUCGAAUACACCUGAACCUCGUUCUGGCGCUGUUUCUGGCACAGAUCCUCUUCCUGUCUGGAAUCAAUGCUACUGGUAACAAGAUUGGUUGUCAAGUGGUAGCCGCGUUUCUCCACUAUUUCUAUACGGUGGCUUUCACGUGGAUGCUGAAUGAAGGAGUACAUCUCUACCUCAAAGUUGUCAAGGUCUUCAGAAUCGAGAACGUACGACUGCUGCACUAUUAUAUCUUCGGAUGGGGUUUCCCAGCAGUCAUUGUAGGAAUAUCUGCUGCUAUUAAACCCAACAGCUAUGGAACUGAAAGCAUCUGUUGGUUAUCGCUGAGCGAUGAUUUUGUCUGGGCCUUCAUCGGGCCCGUGACUUUUAUAAUUGCCAUAAACUGCCUUAUUCUAAUCGUAGUCGUAAAGACUAUCGUGAACUCUGCAUCAACCGUCAAGAACUCUGAUCAUGCACACAUCAGGGCUGGUGUCAAGGGCGCGCUAGUGCUCAUGCCUUUACUGGGAGUCAGCUGGAUAUCAGGAUUGCUGGCAGUCAAUAAAGACACAGUCUUUUUCCAGUACGUCUUUGCCAUUACAAACUCUUUUCAGGGAUUCCUGAUUUUCCUUCUGCAUGUUGUGUUCAAUACUGAGGUUCGAACAGCAUUUCAGCGCCAUCGGAAAAAGCAACAACUUUCGAAAGAAUCGGAUUACAACGCGUCCUACAGCUCAACGCACGAGCCUCAGACAUCUCGUAAGCGCAAGAGCGACAAGUCCCCCACCGCCAGUAACACGUCUGGGGCCUGGAAACUAAAGGCUCGUCUCUCCAUGAGCCUGAUGCCGAGAACGUCACGUGUCAUCUCCGUCAAGCCAAUGAACAGCAGCAAGAGCGAUGAAGACGCUGUUCACGUGAACAGAGCGUUUGUUGGAGGAAGCCCCACUACACUCGAGACUCCAGAGAGAGACGACGAGCUCUCUUCACUUAACUGUCCAGCGACUCCUGCUCGGCAAACAAGGCUGUAGCCUGGAACGAGAGCUAACGAGAAAGAGUCCUGCGAAGUUAAUGAAUAUCAACUUCCUCCAGAUGAUGAUGAUGCGUCUUCAGCAGAAAGGCCAAUGACAUUGCAUUUGCUGCCGCAGCCACUAUUUUAGUAGAAGUUAUCACCAAUCCCAAAUAAGGUUGUUCUAAAAAAUCAAUCUAUGUAUCGUAACCAACAUUGGUUCAUGGGUAGCGUAUAACACACUAAUCCUAGUCUUUGAAAGCCAAACGAAUGUUAAAUAGAGGACAAAGAAGAAUGAUAGAGCUUUCCACACUUGGAUUGUUUUAUUUACCCUUAUUUUCUUAUGUAUCCCAUGAAGCACUAUGGUUUGAGACACAUGGACUCUCCAAAUGAAACACUUAUUGAAAUAGGCGUAAAAUCGCAUUGUUAAGAUGUCCCCUGAUAGCGAAUAGACGUGAUCAAUUGUAGCAGCCAGCUAUAUAUCUUAAUAAAUUCGACGUGUGUUCUAAUAUAAGCUCGAACAGUAACUUAGUGGGGUAUGUAAAGAGCGAGAAUAGGAGGAUGUUUUUGCGGCGCUAUGGUGUUCGGUGGACAUCAGUGUCGCGCAACUCGGAUAUAUACCGCCACAUGUCUCUAUUCCAAAAAACGUUGUCAGUGCAAACAGCGGCAAAAGUGGCGAUUCGUAAAUGGCAAUUCACAACAAGGGUACCACGUUUCAUUAUAUUUUAACCGAAUGUAGAAGAACAUCGAAUCAAUCAUACAAAAAUCAAUUAAAAGCUACCGAUAAAGCUCAGGCAAAUCAGGAAAUCAUUUAUAUCCACCCUUUGGUCUUGGAACUGCUAAUCGCCAUUUGCCGUUUGCACUGACAACGUUUUUUUAUUAGAUUUAUAAGCCGCAUAUCACGAGCCAGGCCCGUAGGAGGAACCAAAAUUUUACCGAGGCAAAGCUAGCUGCUGGUUAAUAAAUCCAAAAAUUGCAGGUGUUUUAUCUCAUACUUUAAAAUUGUGAAACACUAAACAUCAAAAUUUUACCGAGGCGAAGCUAGCCGCUGGUUGAUAAAUCCAAAAAUUGCAGGUGUUUUAUCUCAUACUUUAAAAUUGUGAAACACUAAACAUCAAAAUUUUACCGAGGCAAAGCUAGCCGCUGGUUGAUAAAUCCAAAAAUUGCAGGUGUUUUAUCUCAUACUUUAAAAUUGUGAAACACUAAACAUCAAAAUUUUACCGAGGCGAGUGUCUCACUUGCCUCAUGCUGGUUACGGCCGAGCUAGUCACAUCUUUUACAUAUAUAUUAGUACAUGACGUCAUCUCAUUAUGUAACCCACGCCACGUAUAAAUAGACAGUGUCAUCAAACACUGACGAACACAUCGAACGCUGACACACAAAGACGAACAAACCAACUUCAUUGUGUUAUUUCUCUCUUCAUCUUGGUUCGUCAAAAAAUUUUAAAGUAACCGUUGUCGUUUUAGGGGUCUCGUACCGAGGAAUUUUAGCUUCUUUUCAGAGGCUUUCUCUAUUGACUAAAGUAGGUCAUAGUCACUGUUUUUCUCUUCUCUUAAUACAAUUCACAAAGUUUGUGAAGCACCUACGGUACGGCAGCCCUAAAAGUGACAAGAAUCGUGCAGGUUUUCCAAAUAAGGAAUAUUUUAGUUUCCUUAUAUGGAAGUGACCGCGUCUGCGAAAAUCGACAAUUUUUGGCUUAAUUUUCUUGAUAUGAUUCUUGAUAUGAUCCCCCUGACGCCCCUGGUAUAUUAAAGCCUUGAUUUGUAGGGAAAUAGAUGCUCCCGCCCGGUCGACUAGGUUCUUGAAAAUGAUUAAGGCAAAUAUAAUAAAACAGCUGUUAUUGCG